Cladocopium goreaui is the source of this 2243-nucleotide messenger RNA. Lineage: Eukaryota; Dinophyceae; Suessiales; Symbiodiniaceae. The record is from the annotation of a GenBank genome assembly.
GAGAGAAGAGGAGCAUCGCGAGAGGAGAAGUUCCCUGCCAAGGAGGAGGUCCCACGACCAGGCCUCGCACCACGCCAAGCGUUCCGACGAGUCGAGGAGAAGAGCUCACCAGAGAGGUGGCCGCAAACAUCAAAGGCGCUUGUUUGGAGGUGAACCUGCCCACUUCCAGUCUUGCUCUUGCGGACGACGACUGGGGAGCUUUCCUGGUGGACCGGGUGGACGCCAAGCUAGAUGCCAGCUUGAAGCGCCACUUCAGCAGAGGCGUGGUCAGCUUUGGAGGCCUUGGUGCAGGGGGAGUUCUUGACGAUCCACCUCUGCUUGAGUUCUGGUGUGCAGAAGCGUUUUUGUCUUGCGAGUACAUCAAGAAGGACAAGUUGGCGCUUCUCAAAAGGUGGCUCAAGGAAAUGGCCCCUACAGCCACGGGACCUCGAAGACGUCCGCCUGCAAAAGAGGAGCGCGUGAAGCCUGGAGCUACAGAGAAGCGAGAGUUGAAGAAGAAGUUAGAAAAGGCCAAAAAGGCCAAAGGACGUGCCGUUGGAGAUGGAGAAGAAGUGGAAGAGCCAGAUGGAGCAGGAGACGAAAGCUCGGAUGGUUCGAUCGAGGAGGUGCCGGCCCGCGAGACGGGUACAGUGCUGGCAGGCGCCGAGGCACUACGUACUCGACGGGGCAAGGAUGUGCUGGCAACAACCGCCGAUGCACGUCAGGGUACAAAAGGAAGUUCUACGAAGAGCUUGAGCGGGCAACUGGUGGCUCAGGCGAUGGCAGUUGCGAGUCAUCGGAAGAAGGUGAAAGCGAAGAACAAGAAGCCCAAGCGCGAUAAGAGGAAACAGGUGGUGGAUGCCUUGGUGAAGAUCCUUACACCAUCUUCUUCAACGGCGACAGAGAAGAAGAAAAAGAAAAAGAAGAAAGGGCAGAGGAAAAGGAAGACCUUAGCCGAUGGGACGAUAGUCUCUUGCAGUUCCGACUUCAGCAGCUCUGCGGAGGAGGAGUCAGCAGACAAGGCAAGCAGCGAGGAGCAACUGGAGCAAGGUUCCUUGACGGAGCUUCGAGAAGGAGGGAACAUGGUGACAGGGGGCAUCAAAGUGGCAACCUACUUUGCACAGCUGAGGGAGCUCCGAGAGAUGCACUCCCUGGCGGCGACCCUGGAUCUCCUGCGAGGUUUAUGGCGCAGCAAUAUCAGAACUGACAGACGGCGCGCUUCAUGGAACUACAUCCAAUGGAGGACACGAGCUCAGGCUCAGCAGCCAUUGGCCACUCGAAAGCACGGACGUUUGGUCGACAAGGUCCAGGGCAAAGAUCGCGGAAGCUGGGGUGGAUGGUUCCCCUCAAAUCGAGGUCGUGGAAAAGGAGGCUGGAAAGGUCAAGGAGAAGGUGGCUUUGGUCAGAGGAGCGAGAAAAGAAAGAGCAAGGAUCGAGGCAAGAAGAGCAAAGGAAAGGGAGCCCAGUGGGACAACAAAGUCUCGGAGUGGGCCAACAGCAAGGAGAGCACAGCAGCAACUUUGGAUUGGGGAGACAUUUUGAAACUUUGCGCUGACUUGAACAAGAGUGGGUGCGCUUUAGCUUGGUGUCUCUUCAAUGCCGAAGAGCUCUAUCACCAGUAUGGGAAUUCGACGUUUAAACGCUGCUUCUUCGUCAUGGACAUGGAGCUCAAGGCUGGGCGUCGUCGCUCAGCUUUUCCUUUCUGUGAAGGAGAUUUUGCGGCAACAAAGGAAGUUUGUCAAAAGACUUCACUGGCAGAGUCGGUUACCGACACUUUUUGCCUGAGCUGGAGGAGAAGGGCCUGGGUCGUGCUGGCCUGUUGCACCUGCAACAGUCUCUGGAGCCGGCCGCAACCUUUUUGCAGUGGCGGCUGGUGCAAGGAGGCAAAGCGCAUGGUGUUAGCCGUGGAGACGUCCGUUGGUCGGAUGGAAAGCCACGGCCUAGCCGAGCACAUUGACUUUGAAGGCCUGGAAAAGGAUGUAGGGCAGAAAUUGCCAAAGCUACAAGGGCGUAUUCAUAUCGAGAAAGGAGAUGACAAUGCCAUCGCAGCAGAAUUGGUGGCCAGAGGUAUUUGUGUGUGGAAGAGCCUGGAGGAAGUGGUCACGUAUGAGGGUGAGAAAGUUUUGAAUGGUUUGUUCGGCGUGCCGAAGCCCUCUUUUACAGACGAUGGGGCCCUCUCCAGAGCGGCUUAUCAAACUGGUACAGGCCACAAUCUGGCUGUUAGGGAGAAAAGUGAUGGCAAGGCGUUGGUAGCUGGACGUUGG